GAUGAUCAUUUUUGCUCUAAAAUUCCUCUCCUCCGUUCUUUUUCUCUCUCUGCCGGAGGCUUCUGGUCUCUGCACAGCUACCUGCCAUGUGCUCCCAUAGCAAAUGCAGAGCACCUUCCAUUGGCUUUGGCUUCCUCCUUUUGUCACUCCUUUCUUCACUCUUCACCACUUCCAUUGCCUGCUCUAACGGCAAUUGCCAGGUUCUGGAGGCAUGUUCGGCGGCUACAGAUUGCGGGUCAGGUCUCUAUUGUGGCAACUGCCCUGCUCUGGGUCGGACGCAACCUGUCUGCACCAGAGGUCAAGCCACCAUUCCUACCGCUAUAAUUAAUGACUUGCCCUUCAACAAGUACACGUGGAUUGUUACUCACAAUUCAUUCAGCAUUGUUGAUGCACAGCCUUUGCCGGGCGUUCAGAGGCUAACACUUUACAAUCAAGAAGAUACUGUGACUAACCAGUUGAGGAAUGGAGUGAGGGGGCUGAUGUUAGACAUGUACGACUUCCAGAAUGAUAUCUGGCUCUGCCAUUCAUUCAAGGGGCAAUGCUUCAACUUCACUGCCUUUCAACCUGCAAUCAACACAUUAAAAGAGGUGGAGGCAUUCCUGACCGAAAACCCUACGGAGAUUGUCACCAUUAUAAUUGAAGACUAUGUGCACACUCCUAAGGGUUUGACUAAUCUAUUCACUAAUGCUGGACUGGAUAAGUAUUGGUUUCCUGUGUCUAAGAUGCCAAAAAAGGGUCAAGAUUGGCCUACUGUAACAGAAAUGGUUCAAGCAAAUCAUCGUCUUCUUGUUUUUACUUCCGUUGCUUCAAAGGAAGCGGAAGAAGGAAUAGCUUAUCAGUGGAAGUAUAUGGUUGAAAAUGAGUCUGGAGAUCCUGGAGUUCAACCAGGGUCUUGCCUGCAUAGAAAAGAAUCAAAGCCCCUGAAUUCUAGGAGUGUGUCGCUUUUCUUGCAGAAUUACUUUCCAACAUAUCCAGUUGAAGCUGAUGCGUGCAAGGAACAUUCAGCUCCACUUGCAGAGAUGGUGAAUACAUGUUACAAAGCUGCGGGGAAUGUGCUUCCCAAUUUUGUAGCAGUUAAUUUUUACAUGAGGAGUGAUGGAGGUGGUGUUUUUGAUGUUGCGGAUAAAAUGAAUGGCCACUCACUGUGUGGGUGCAGUACGGUCACCGCUUGCCAGGCUGGAGUGCCUUCUGGUUCUUGCAAGAACACUGCUGUACCUAGUACAAAUCCUGUGGGCAAUGCUGCUGGAACCUCUGGGAGCUUUACUGGAUCUGUUCAAUUCUCUAAUUCAGCUUCUGCUGUCUAUUCUCCAACUUGGAUGCUUCUGCUCUUCUUGUAUUUUCCAUUUAUUUUUGCAGUUUCGUUACAGCUAUCAUGACCAUUCUUGUAUGACAUAUGAGAGCCAGUCCUUAGGAGGGGCUUCUAAUACGUAGUGUAUAAGCUGUAGUCUUGCUUCAUCUAUGAAAUGUUAUAGAACUGUUAGAAAAAUGAGAUAAACAAGUUUUGAGAUUGAUGAGCCUGUAUUCAAGGGUCUGUUCAGUCAUCUGGGGUAGAAACUAAUCAAGAGAGAUCAAGCAUGUGCAAGGAGCUAGAAUCUGUUCAGGUAUGUUUGUUUGCAGUAUAGCCUGAUUUCUUAAUGCAACUCUGGAUGAAGAUACAUCAACGUCUCUCUCUUGGUGCGUGGGCAUAUCAUUUAUGUUUUCUUAUUUUCACUAAUGUGAUUUGUAAAAGGAGUUUCCACAUACUGAUUCUUGUCAGAUGUCUGCCUAUGGUUUAAGUAUAAAAUUAAUGACCAAAUUUCCACUCGUGUUCCAAUUUUGUGGGUAUGUUAGUUAAGUCGAUGAAAAUUUGAUUAGCUGAAGAACAAAGCCUAAUGUCUAUCAUCAAUCUUUACAGUCAAUUGGAAUUAAGGAAUUAUUUUUCUCCAGGAAAGCUGGUGAUUCAACCUGCAAUAAUUGGAGGCUUUGGCACUUUGUAAGCGCUAGCUUAGUUUUCUAGCUUCAAACACACAUACUGAGUUUAACUUUACGAGUAAAGACAAGCUAGAAGGCUGACUGACUGAGUUUACUGUUCAAAUUAGGGCCGCUAAAUAUACAAAAAUAAGUACAUUUCCCAACUUAAAGUUGAACAAAGGUUUUGCACCAAAGUACCAAGGGAUUGUUAUUCCACGGCAUAAUAGGAAAUUUGCGACAUAGGAUCCGUAUAAUAUGGAAGGCCCCUAAUCAUUAAGGUUUGUCAUGUUUGUAUCCUAACAACUUAUAUAAACUGUAUUUCCUUCCGCUAGCUGGUCUUUAUUACUGUAUUAAUGUUGAAGAGAAAAUGUUGGCUCGUACAUUUGGGCAAAGUUACUUCUAA
Neltuma alba is the source of this 2353-nucleotide messenger RNA. Its product is annotated as PI-PLC X domain-containing protein At5g67130. The coding region runs from base 87 to 1376 and encodes 429 amino acids. Gene Ontology annotation, biological process: lipid metabolic process. Gene Ontology annotation, molecular function: phosphoric diester hydrolase activity. The record is from RefSeq and is a predicted model, not a curated record. NCBI's taxonomy places the organism in Eukaryota, Viridiplantae, Streptophyta, Magnoliopsida, Fabales, Fabaceae. The transcript is spliced from 9 exons.